This is a messenger RNA of Malassezia globosa CBS 7966, 897 nucleotides long. RefSeq lists its product as uncharacterized. Gene Ontology annotation, cellular component: plasma membrane. Lineage: Eukaryota; Fungi; Basidiomycota; Malasseziomycetes; Malasseziales; Malasseziaceae. The transcript has a single exon. Bases 1 to 897 code for a protein of 298 amino acids. The record is from RefSeq and is a predicted model, not a curated record. Gene Ontology annotation, molecular function: oligopeptide transmembrane transporter activity. Gene Ontology annotation, biological process: transmembrane transport.
AUGACGACACCCUUACAGUUUCCCGUGUGGGGGCUUUUGUUGUCGGUUGGUAUGUCCCUUUUUUUCCUCAUUCCUAUUGGUAUCCUGAAAGCUGUGAGCGACACAGGUGUUGGCCUGAACGUAAUUACAGAAUUUGUGGCUGGAUACUUGAUUCCAGGCAAACCUAUUGGCAAUGUUUGCUGGAAGUGCUAUGGAUACAUGAGUUGUGCCCAAGCUCUGGAUAUGAUCGGUGAUUUGAAACUUGCUCACUAUAUGAAAAUCAAUCCUAAACACAUGUUCCUUGCCCAGCUUCUGGGCACAGUUAUUGGGUGUGUUGUAAACUACAUGGUCAUUUGUGUGGUCCUCGCACCUCAGAAUGGGUAUCGUGCAUUUCUCGAUGGAAGUGUCACAGACCCAACAGGCCAGUGGGAUGGGCGUAAGGUGCAAAUCUUCCGUUCCGCCUCAAUUAUCUGGGGUGCCGUGGGUCCCGAGCGUUUUUUUUCCGGAAAUUACAAGUACCUAUACGGCGGCUUCAUCUUGGGCGCACUGCUCCCGAUUAUUCCUUGGCUUCUUCAUAAACGUCUUCAACGCCGCUCACUCAAAAAAAUUCAUGAGUCUGUUUACAGUCGCACCGUCGUCCCUAUUUUCCUCCAUGGGGCCAUUGCUCCUCCGGCGACACCUACAAACAUCAUGUUGGGCGGCUUUGUGUGUGCGUUUGUUUCUCAAAAAUGGAUGCGUCAGAGGUAUCCCCAUUGGUUUAAAAAGUACAACUACGUUCUCUCUGCUGCCCUGGAUGCUGGCUCAUCUGUGAAUGCAUUGGUGGUCUUUUUCUUGUCCAUCUCAUUGUUUCGUUGGAUUGGAACACCACACUUAUUCGCAUCGAAUGACACGGAUGUGGAGCAUUGCAAAGUGGACUAA